AUGCCUCCGAAACGCAAGGCUAUCGGUGCCGUCACAGGCGGUGGCAAGGUUGGUAAAGGAUCACGAGUCUCGACACCAGCUGGAGCCGCCACCCCGAGGAGCAUUGGUAGCGACAAUGAAUCUUCCGCAGCGGAGGCGUUGAGCGAGGGAGAGGAGGACGUGAACAUUGAGAAGAACGUGGGGCAUUUCUCCGUAGAAGGAUAUGAGCGCCCCUCAAAGUCUGCGACCUCGCACAUCUUUGGCAAGCGCGAUUACUCCUACCUCAGUCUGAAGCCGGACUUUCAGAACAGACCGCUAUGGAUCGAUGCGAGCAAAGCGAGGAUCUUCCUCGAGAGCUUCAGCCCCCUUGCCCAGCAGUGCCAGGACUUCCUCAUCACCAUUGCCGAGCCCAUCUCCCGACCUUCCUUCGUUCACGAGUACGCCCUUUCGCCUCACAGUCUAUAUGCUGCCGUCUCCGUUGGUCUAUCGCCCGCCGAUAUCAUCAAUACCCUCGAGCGAUUCCUCAAGACGCCGCUGCCUAAACAGAUUCGAGAAUUCAUUGAAGGAUGCACAGCCAGUUUCGGCAAGGUCAAGCUCGUCUUGAAGAAUACCAAGUACUUCGUUGAAAGUGCAGACCCUGUCGUUUUGCAGAAGCUGUUGCAGGAUCCCAUCAUCGGACCUCUUCGAACCCACACAGGCAGUGGCGCGAUCACGACUACCGCUGCUCCAAAGCAGGCGCCCCUCGUCAUCCCUGGCACUACCAAUGCCGCCGGCGUGCGCCAGGCAGGACAAGCGAACAAUGCACAAGGCGCCGACGCCGAGAAGGCCAAGGAGGACGAGGUGUAUGCUGCGUUGAACGACGAUGAUGACGAGGAGGCCGAAGUCACGCAUUCCUUUGAAAUUCCGGAUUCCGCUGUUGAGGACGUCCAGAAGAGGUGUCUCGAUCUGCAAUAUCCUGUGCUUGAGGAGUAUGACUUUAGGAAAGACGAAUUCAAUGCGAACCUGGAGAUCGACCUGCGGCCUGGCGCGCAGAUUCGUCCCUACCAGGAGAAGAGUCUGAGUAAGAUGUUUGGUAACGGUCGCGCCAAGAGUGGAAUCAUCGUCUUGCCAUGUGGCGCUGGCAAAACGCUCGUCGGUAUCACGGCGGCGUGCACAGUGAAGAAGGGUGUCAUCGUGCUCUGCACGAGCUCCAUGUCGGUCGUCCAAUGGCGAAACGAGUUCCUGAAAUGGUCCAACAUCAAGCCAGAAGACAUUGCGGCCUUCACGUCAGACAACAAGGGACAGACCUUUACAGGCUCUACGGGUAUCAUCGUGACAACCUACUCCAUGGUAACGCAGACCAGGGAGAGGUCGCAUGAGGCGAAAAAGAUGAUGGACUUCCUCCAGCAUCGCGAGUGGGGACUCAUGCUGCUCGACGAGGUCCACGUCGUACCGGCCAAUAUUUUCCGAAAGGUGACAUCGUCAAUCAAGACGCACUCCAAACUCGGUCUCACGGCUACGCUUCUUCGUGAGGAUGACAAGAUCUCGGAUCUCAACUUUCUGAUCGGCCCCAAGUUCGAUCGCUGCUCUACAUCAUGA
Messenger RNA from Verticillium alfalfae VaMs.102, 1557 nucleotides. RefSeq names its product DNA repair helicase RAD25. NCBI's taxonomy places the organism in Eukaryota, Fungi, Ascomycota, Sordariomycetes, Glomerellales, Plectosphaerellaceae. The coding region runs from base 1 to 1557 and encodes 518 amino acids. The record is from RefSeq and is a predicted model, not a curated record. Gene Ontology annotation, cellular component: transcription preinitiation complex; nucleotide-excision repair factor 3 complex; transcription factor TFIIH holo complex. Gene Ontology annotation, molecular function: DNA binding; ATP binding; 3'-5' DNA helicase activity. The transcript has 2 exons. Gene Ontology annotation, biological process: nucleotide-excision repair; transcription initiation at RNA polymerase II promoter.